Molecule: messenger RNA, 2246 nt
Organism: Rhododendron vialii
Lineage: Eukaryota; Viridiplantae; Streptophyta; Magnoliopsida; Ericales; Ericaceae
Product: long chain base biosynthesis protein 1
Exons: 13
Coding region: 513-1970 (485 amino acids)
Biological process (GO): ceramide biosynthetic process; sphingosine biosynthetic process
Cellular component (GO): endoplasmic reticulum
Molecular function (GO): serine C-palmitoyltransferase activity; pyridoxal phosphate binding
Source: RefSeq, a predicted model, not a curated record
GUUUUCAAUGGCAAAAAUAGAACACAAUCCUGGGCAAAGGAUCACCACUGAUUUGGGUUGAAAAUUUGAAUGAUCAAUUUCAUCUCCCAGUCCAUACGUUUCUCUCUUCACCUCUCGCUCGCUCUCUCUCUCUCUCUCUCUCUUUACCAGCAACUAAUCUGCCUCGGACGAAGCAACCCAGUCUCUGACGACCUCCAACGAAGCAACCUAGUCAUCGACGACUCUCCCCUACGACCUUCGAAAUUACAUUCCCAGGCGUCAUUGACCACCGACGAUCUCCGGCGACCACCAACCAACAGCCGCGGAGCGGCAUCGACUCCACGGGACGCUACCAGGGCGACUCGGAUCUGAAGCUGGAUCUGCAACUUGGGGUACAUGCUGGAUAUAACUGUACACAAUGGGGAACAUAGCUUGAACGUGCACAUCGUGGGCGUGGGGACUACAACAAUAGGAAACGAAGGUCCUUGUCUUUGUGUGUUUGGCUGAAGCCUUGCAUCUUCAAAGUUGUGACAAUGAAUUCACUGUCAUCUUUUAUGGAUAUGGUAAAUCGUACAUUGGAUAUGGUCACAUUCGCAUUUGAAGCUCCGUUUGCUCGAGCUGUUGUUUUUGGAGUGCCCAUUGGUGGUCAUCUAUUUGUGGAGGGUCUUCUUCUUGUGGUUAUUGUUUUCCUUCUUUCCCAGAAAAGUUACAAGCCCCCAAAACGGCCCUUAACAAAGAAGGAAAUAGAUGAGCUAUGUGACGAAUGGGUUCCAGAAUCCCUCGUACCUCCAAUUACGGAAGAGAUGCACUGUGAACCUCCAGUACUAGAAAGUGCUGCAGGGCCACAUGCUAUGAUCAAUGGCAAAGAAGUUGUGAACUUUGCUUCGGCGAAUUACCUUGGAUUUGUGGGACAUGAGAAGAUGCUUGAGUCAUGUACAUCGUCAUUGGAAAAAUAUGGUGUUGGUUCUUCUGGUCCUCGGGGAUUUUAUGGAACAAUUGAUGUUCACCUUGAUUGUGAGGGAAGAAUAGCUAAAUUUCUGGGAACUCCCGACUCCAUACUUUAUCCUUAUGGACUUUCCACCAUGUUCAGUGCAAUUCCAGCUUUUUGCAAGAAGGGAGAUAUCAUCGUCGUGGAUGAGGGUGUCCAUUGGGGAAUACAAAAUGGGCUCUAUCUUUCUAGAAGUACAAUUGUGUAUUUUAAACACAAUGAUAUGGAGUCUCUACAAAGUACUUUAGAGAAAGUUACUUUUGAAAAUAAUCGAGCUAAGAAGCUAAGGCGCUACAUUGUGGUUGAGGCCAUUUACCAGAACUCAGGUCAAAUUGCUCCAUUGGACGAGAUUAUACGGCUGAAAGAGAAAUAUCGCUUCCGUGUUCUAUUGGAUGAGAGCAACUCGAUUGGCGUCCUUGGCAGUUUUGGAAGAGGUCUCACAGAACAUUAUGGGGUUGCGGUUGAGAAGAUAGACAUCAUAACUGCUGCCAUGGGACAUGCUUUAGCCACAGAAGGAGGAUUCUGCACGGGAAGUGCUAGAGUCAUUGAUCACCAACGUUUGAGCAGUUCUGGUUAUGUCUUUUCUGCUUCCUUGCCCCCAUACCUUGCAAGUGCUGCUAUUACUGCUCUUGAUAUUCUGGAGGAAAAUCCUGAUCUUAUUACUAAAUUGAAGAAAAAUAUUUCCGUGCUAUGCAAAGGAUUGUCAGAUGUCCAAGGCCUUGAGGUUGCAAGUGAUGCACUAUCGCCAAUUGUUUUUCUUCGGCUAAAGAACUCCUCAGGUUCCUUGAAGAAUGACCUGCAGCUGCUCGAUGAAAUUGCCGAUCGGGCAUUGAAGGAGGAUUCUGUUUUCGUAGUGACUUCCAAAAGAUCAACACUUGAUAAAUGUCGUCUACCCGUGGGUAUCAGAUUAUUCAUCUCCGCUGGACAUUCGGAAUCUGAUCUGCUGAAAGCGUCUGGUUCGCUGAAGAGAGUUGCAGCACUAGUUUUAGCUGCGCACGAUUGAAUAGCGUAUGCCACAGCUCAUUUUUGUUGCCGCUGAUACUGAAGAAAGAAACAGCUGGAAUGUUGCAGUUCUAGUUCUUUUUCCUGUGCCAGUGGGUCUUUGUUUUUUUGUAUGCAAUUUGUAUCUUUUGUGUUCACUCUUUGUGUGGGCAAGUGUAGAAGUGCAGCAGGUAGCGUGCUGUGUCUCUUGAAGCUAGCAUUUUAUGCUUUGUUGAGAUUUUGAUUGUUGAAAUCUUUUUCAUGUUUUCUAUUUAUCUGUCAUAACACCUUUUGUUUC